CUCCGACCAAAAAACCCUGAAGACGAAGCUCUCUUUCUGCAGAUUCUGAUGAGGAAAAUGGAAGCGAAGAAGGAGGAGAUUAAGAAAGGCCCGUGGAAGGCCGAGGAAGACGAAGUCCUCAUCAACCAUGUCAAGAAGUACGGUCCUCGUGACUGGAGCUCCAUUCGAUCCAAAGGCCUUCUUCUUCGCACCGGAAAAUCCUGCCGUCUCCGUUGGGUCAACAAACUCCGUCCCAAUUUGAAGAAUGGAUGCAAGUUCACGGCGGAGGAAGAGAGGACGGUGAUAGAGUUGCAGGCGCAGUUCGGGAACAAGUGGGCGAGGAUCGCUACGUAUUUGCCCGGACGAACAGAUAACGACGUUAAGAAUUUCUGGAGCAGUAGACAGAAGAGGCUCGCUAGGAUUCUCCAGAAUUCAUCGGGCGAAUCGAGUUCCAGGCCUCACAAAUUCAAUAGCGCGAGAUCUGGUCGUGAUUCUGUAGGUUCUUCCGAGGUUCCAGGUUUCGGCUUUGUCGGGCAAGAGAUGUCGGCUUCAUCAUCGAAGAUUGUUCUUCCAUGUUCAUCAGCUUAUUUAGACGCAUCCCAACCAGUGGAAACAUUGGCAAUGCCGGAUUUGGGUAUCAAGCUUGAGCCGCAUCCGUUUGCUUUCGGGACAGAUUUCGGCUUGAUGGAGACAUCCUUAUUCACCGAAACGCAGACACAGAUUUCUCUUACUCAGUUGCCUCAGCCGCAAUCAAGCAUCCAAUUCUCGCCCGACAGCCAAGAACUCUUGGCCAGGCUGGACGACCCCUGUUUCUACGAUAUCCUCGGACCAGGGGAUUCAGCCCAACAAUUCUCUCUUCCCCAGCCGUUCUUUGAGCCAGCGAGAAGCCACCGACAUGUUGGGAGGGAUGAACCAGACGUCUUCUUGGAUGAUUUCCCUUCUGACAUGUUUGAUCAAGUCGAUCCGCUUCAUAGUCCAUUUAACUGAUGACGAGGCUUCUGUCAUUGUAAAUGAUGUGUGUUUAGGUUGGAUUAGCUCAAUUCUAACUGAUUUGUCUCUGGAUGUUCUUAGCAAUAGUUAUGACUACAUCCCUCUGUACUG
Messenger RNA from Tarenaya hassleriana, 1080 nucleotides. RefSeq names its product transcription factor MYB59. Bases 49 to 966 code for a protein of 305 amino acids. The transcript has 3 exons. The record is from RefSeq and is a predicted model, not a curated record. Lineage: Eukaryota; Viridiplantae; Streptophyta; Magnoliopsida; Brassicales; Cleomaceae.